Pelobates cultripes (western spadefoot toad) is the source of this 473-nucleotide messenger RNA. The record is from the annotation of a GenBank genome assembly. Lineage: Eukaryota; Metazoa; Chordata; Amphibia; Anura; Pelobatidae.
GCUGCACGGAAAAAUGGAGCUGGCGGGAAAUCACCACGAGGCAGGGGACCAAAGAUACAUCUGGCGGCAACAGGAGCAAGAAGGAAACCCCCUGGUGCCCGAAAGUACCUAUGCCGAGGCGCACUAGCCCACUCACCCAUCACCCUGGAGCUCCCAGACACCGGCUGAAGGUGCGAGUUGCCGCAGUGAGAUCCCCCUGUAAUCGACCACACGGGAAAGGGAUAUUGCGACCGAGCAGACGGCACCUGAGGGGGCGCCCCACGAGCCACGAACCAAGCACCGCUCUGAUCCAGCCCAUGCCUGCCAGACAGCAACAGCGGGACCACACCGGGACACAGACUCUCAUUGAAGUAUCAGGGGACAACCCGUGGGGACAGAGACGCCCACCCUACCAAGCCCUUACAUGCUGGGGAAGUCGGCAGCAUCACCCCUGGGCAUGGGACUAUGCUCACAUCCGGGACGGCAUAGGUUAA